Mesorhabditis spiculigera is the source of this 1674-nucleotide messenger RNA. The record is from the annotation of a GenBank genome assembly. NCBI's taxonomy places the organism in Eukaryota, Metazoa, Nematoda, Chromadorea, Rhabditida, Rhabditidae.
AUGGAGGACGGGUCCGAGGCGGAAAAGAUCUCACAACUCCAAUCCCGGCCCGUCGUCUGCGGGGAAGAUGCGUCGAUUUUGUCGAAAGAGACCGUCUCGUACAUAGAAACGUUGCUAUCGCCCAGUCCAGAGUCUCUAGAAUUACGGCAACUUCUCCAGUACACCGAUGUUGUUGCCUCACUGCAAGCCCUCGACGUUGUCGUGGAAGAGGUGUACGGCGCAGAACGCGAUUACAAUGGCCCGGGGACGAGCCAGGAGCAUCAGCUUCUGGAUCAGCAGCCUUCCACGAGUGCAGCCUGUGCCUCACAAGACGCUUGCCGGUCGAUGUCAUCGAGCGCUCAACGAGCCGGCACCAGCCAUGAAGACUAUCUACCGACGUCGUUUACAGGCGAUGAUGACGAUGAUAUUCUGAUGGACUCCGUCUCAAGAGUACGUCUCGUCCAAUUCCAAAAAGACUCCGAAGAGCCGAUGGGGAUCACGUUAAAAGUCACCGAGGAAGGCCGCUGUUUCGUGGCGCGGAUCAUGCACGGCGGGAUGAUACAUCGGCAAGCUACCCUACACGUUGGAGAUGAGAUUCGAGAAAUCAACGGUGUCUCCGUAGCCCAUCGAUCAGUCGAAAGCUUGCAGCAAAUGUUGAGGGACGCACGAGGACAGGUAACCUUCAAAAUCGUGCCCUCCUACCGCUCGGCCCCUCCCGCCUGUGAAAUAUUCGUGCGAGCCCAAUUCGACUACGAGCCCGGCCAGGAUGACUUGAUACCCUGUCCCCAGGCUGGGAUGGCGUUUAAGACAGGCGAUAUUCUGCAGGUGAUCUCCAAGGACGACCACAACUGGUGGCAGGCGCGGUUCAUCUCCGGGUUUCCCGGGCUCGGAAACCCGAAUAAAGAGGCCCAAACAACAGCCGGCUUAAUCCCCAGUCCCGAGCUCCAAGAAUGGCGAACGGCUUGUUUGGCGAUGGAACGGGCGAAGGAUACUUGCCUCCCCGCGCACUGUAUGUGGUUCAACAAGAAGAAGAAGUACUACUCCACCAAGUACCUUCAGAAACAUUCGACUCUGUUUGACCAGCUCGACCUGGUGACAUACGAGGAGGUAAUGCGAUUGUCACAAUACCGCCGAAAAACCUUGGUACUCCUUGGCGCCCAUGGCGUUGGCCGAAGACACAUCAAAAACACUCUCAUCCACCGCCACCCGCAGCGAUUUGCAUAUCCGAUACCACAUACCACCCGGCAACCUCGAAAAGACGAGCUCGACGGCAAGCACUACUUCUUCGUCUCCAACGAGCAGAUGAUGGUCGAUAUUCAGAAUAAUGAGUAUUUGGAGUAUGGCACGCAUGAGGAAAGCAUGUACGGCACGAAACUUGAGACGAUUCGGAAUAUCCAUAAGAGCGGAAAAGUGGCGAUAUUGGAUGUGGAGCCACAAGCCCUAAAGGUCCUCCGGACCGCCGAGUACUCACCAUUCGUCGUCUUCAUUGCCGCGCCGAAUUUGCAAGGGUUGCAAGAUCCCGACGGCUCCCUGGAACGCCUCCUGAAAGAAUCGGAAAUCCUCCGCCAAGCCUUCGGCCACCUGUUCGACUACGUGAUCGUCAACAACGACAUCGACGAGACGAUCGCGCAGCGUGAGCGCCUUGUCGAGAAGCUGAACGUCAGCCCACAGUGGCUGCCCGUCAGCUGGGUGUAC